This is a messenger RNA of Penicillium macrosclerotiorum, 843 nucleotides long. RefSeq names its product putative GPI anchored cell wall protein (Dan4). Lineage: Eukaryota; Fungi; Ascomycota; Eurotiomycetes; Eurotiales; Aspergillaceae. The transcript has a single exon. The coding region runs from base 1 to 843 and encodes 280 amino acids. The record is from RefSeq and is a predicted model, not a curated record.
AUGUUGCGAAACACCUCUCUCCAGCUCGUCUUCGUGCUGCUUAUGUGUCUGUCUGCAGUCUUCGCAACAGAUCGUCCGGCAAUUGAGGCGGGCUCCGUAGUCCCCCGUGAGUCCCAGUCUCUCCACGACUUUCUAGCGGGUAUCAACGUGGAUUCCAUUCACGAGGCCCUGCACACCCUCUCUCGCCGAUUCCGAGACGGUAUUUUCGAGACUGACAUCAGUGCCGCCGAGGCCCUGCAAGACGAGGAUCAGACCAUUGCAAGUCUCGUCCAACUCUUUAAGCGGCAGAGCAAUGCCACUUCUUCAGAGCCCGCCACCACGGCGCCCACGACCUCCAGUGAGCCCAGCUCGACCUCAGCUACCACCACCGAGGAGACGACCUCAGCCACCAACCCCACGACCUCGAGCUCUAGCUCUACUUCUAGCUCUACUUCAAGCUCCAGCUCCAGCUCCAGCUCCAGCUCCAGCUCGGUUCCAUCCACCACAGCAUCUUCUACCACCUCGACUACCUCCAGCCAAAGCUCCUCGAGCACCUCCGCCCCCUCUACGAUGAUGACCACCACCUCUUCCUCUUCGUCGUCUACUUCCUCCAUCACCAGCACUACCGAUCAGCUGAGCACCUCCACCUUCAAGAGUACCACCACUCUCCCCGACGGCAGCGUGAGCACCAUCACUUCCACGACCAUCGUCCACGUCCAUGCAACAGGCUCAUCCGGGUCCUCGACCACCACCGCCGCCGCCCCCGGUCUCCAGACUGGUGCGGCCGCGCUCACCACCGCCGGCCUGACCCGCGAAGUGGCCGCAAUCGUCGGCGGGGCUGUUCUUGUCGCCAUGGCCCUGUAA